Molecule: messenger RNA, 5991 nt
Organism: Oncorhynchus mykiss (rainbow trout)
Lineage: Eukaryota; Metazoa; Chordata; Actinopteri; Salmoniformes; Salmonidae
Gene: snx19b
Product: sorting nexin 19b
Cellular component (GO): intracellular membrane-bounded organelle
Molecular function (GO): phosphatidylinositol binding
Source: RefSeq, a predicted model, not a curated record
UACAAAUUACGUCGACAUUCCUUAAUUCGCUCCAUAGCGUUAUGGAAAAAGGGUUUAUUGGAUUAAUGUGGCAACUCUCUUGCUGUGGAGAGAAAAAUUUGCAUCAGUUUUGAGACGUCAUUGACUAGAAUUUUGUAGACCUGGCAACCCUGGUCAAGAGAUACGGGAAGUAAACAAACUGAUGGAGCUGUCAAAAAAAGAAAACAAGACGUUGCCAGCUUCUUGCAAGUGAUACAGUUGCCAUGACUGCUUGUAUCAUUUUACUUGUCGUACUUUCCGGAACAUCAAGCUAGGGGUACAUUUGACGAAGACACUGAAUAUAAAAGUCAUAUGAAGAACCAUGUCUCACACUCAGUCCGAGACUGUUGGCCCAAUUCAGUGGACCAUGGCGGAGCUACUGGGUCAGAGGAGCCUACUGGGCUUUGGAGCUCUUCUGACAUGGCUGAUUCUCUUCCAUUUACUGGUGAAUGUAUGGCUGCUGUGUGUCUUCACCAGCCUCCUGGUGGUCAUGGGAGGCUGGCUGGGAUCUCAGGCUGUCCUGGACUCCAACAGAGUUGUUCACCUAGAGCGGUUCAUCACAUUGGAAAGGGUCCCUCCUUUGCCUGAGAGUGAGCGGCAGCUAGACCACGAGAUACAGACCACCGUGCGCAAGAUAAUCAGAGACUUUGUGUCCUCCUGGUACUGCAUAGUGUCCUCGGAGCGGCACUUUGAGGUCGAGGUGCAAAGUGCCAUGUACUCCAUGGCGAUGGAGCUGAAGAAUCGGUCAAGAAGAGUGGACAGGAAGGUCCUGACCCAGAGGGUUUUGGACCUGUGUGGCGGCCACCUUCAGAGCUACCUGAGAGCCAAAGAAGUCAUGGCCGAGCUGAAGAGGCAACCGGAUGGAGAGAACAGCCUCUGGAAAGCAUACUCCCGGGUCUGCACACCUCACCCUGCUGUGAAGAGCUCGGCCAUGGAGGUGAACUACGCCAGGGCUAUUGUUGACCUGCUGCUGCAUGUCCUUGUCCCACUGCCUCACCUGGAAACCCGAACGGGAAGGUUUGUGGUCGGAGAGCUCAUCACGUGCAAUGUCCUUCUCCCCUUCAUUACGAAACUAUCGGAUCCAGACUGGCUGAACCUGUUAAUCGUUUCCAUUUUCACCAAGUCAAGUAUGCAAGCCCCCAAAGCCUCAGAACCACCAAAAACACCAUCACUGCCACAUCUCACUGUCUUAGAGCAGGAUCAGCCCCAGCAAGACGUUCAGGUCCCUUGCUCUUUACCCUUAAGGAUCCUAUCAGAAACACCUAACGACACAGAGGCUGCCACACCCGAGUUGGCUGCUUACGAUAUCAUCGACUCGGCAGAAUUGUACUGCCCUCAGAAUAAUAUAGAGGAAGAAGAGCCUCGACAGGCUAGACAGUACAUUGGUAUCUGCCCAAUGGACUACCUGAGACCAGUCAAAUCCAACCCGUUCUACCAAGAGACCGACUCAGACCUGGACUCUCCUCUGACAGAUUUCAAGAGGAGCUCAAUGGAGUCCCUGGUUCUGAUUGGUGCAGAGGAAGCGCUGUCGGACCGGUUUCGAGAGUGUGCCACGCCCACUGACAUCAGCAGCGUCAUGGAUCUGGAAGAUGACCUCCGGGUUUACCCUGGUCUAGCCGAGGUCACUUCCUCCCCCAAAGUCCUGGUCUCUGAACAACAGGAUCACCCCGAAGCCUUCGCUAACGUGUUGUGCACCACGACCGAGGACGUUCCCUCGAGUUUCAGCAGCCUCCAGGACCUGGAGAUGAGGGACAGCGGCACUAGCCCAGAGAGAGAGCUACUGAGCGUAGACCUGGCGGUGGGCUGCCACUCCAACGGGCUAACGGCGUCGGUGAGUGGCCCUCUGCAGACCUCCUCCCCCAUGGCUCCCCUGCCCUCCUUCAGCUUCGAGCCCCUCAGCAGCCCCGAAGGCCCAAUCAUCAUCCAGAACCUUCGAAUCCCCGGGACCAUCACGGCCAAGGAGCACCGUGGCACCGGCUCGCACCCGUACACUCUCUACACGGUCAAGUAUGAAACAGCAAUGGACUCUAAUAUCCCAGGGUCUAUCCAGCCAGUUGCCUAUCACACGGUCAACCGGCGAUAUAGUGAGUUUCUCAACCUACAGACCCGCUUGGAGGAGAAAUCAGACUUGCGAAAACUCAUCAAAAAUGUGAAAGGACCAAAGAAAAUAUUUCCAGACUUGCCGUUUGGUAACAUGGACAGUGACAAAGUUGAGGCCAGGAAAGGGCUGCUCGAGACUUUCCUCAAGCAACUUUGUGCUAUACCCGAAACUGCCAACAGUGAAGAAAUGCAGGAGUUCCUUGCUCUUAAUACAGAUGCAAGAAUUGCCUUUGUCAAGAAGCCGUUCAUCGUAUCACACAUAGACAAGAUUGUGGAUACCUUGAAGACGGCGUUUCCUCGCUCAGAGCUACAGAGCCCUACAGAAGACAUGGACGGAGACUCUGAGGGAAAGCCUUCCUCCGAUAAGAAAAACAAGUCCCGGCUAAGGUUCUCCAGCAAAAUCACCCCAGUCCUUAAUGUGUCUGACAUGAGGCCUAAAGUGCUAUACUGCUUAGAUGAGGGGAGCACAGGGUUUAACGGCCUGUCGGUUGCUGGUCUAGAGGCCUUUAUUAAGGAGCAGGAACUAGCGGUGAUGUGUGACGCAGAGGCUGAGAGGGAAGGCUGUCCAGGCCUCAAAGGAGAAGUUGGAGGCUGUGGGUGCACGCGGAAUAAUUUACCAGGUGCAUCCAUUCAAGACUCUGUGGGGGAGACGGCCCUGGCUGACGUGGCCCUAGACAUCAUGUGUCUGCUAAUGAAGGACCAGUGGAGCUGGCUGUGCACCGACAACAUCCGGAAGACUAUCCGGCUGCUGUUUGGAACCCUCAUUGACAGGUGGCUUGACGUGAGCGUGGCUAACCUGACCUGUACCCAGUACUGGGUGAUCUACCUGCGGGUGCUCCAGGAGGCUGUGUGGCCGGGGGGCAGCCUACCAGCUCAGCCCCGCCCAGAGCGCAGCCACCAACAGAAGGAGGACACCAAGCAGCAGUCUCUGCACUGCCUCAUGAGACUACUGCCAGAUCUUCUCUCAGAUAUGCUGGGCUCAGACAAAUACCAACUAAGCUGGCAGACUGCACUGGAAUCUCUGCAGGACCCUUACAUAAACAGACACCUGGUCUACUGUAUCUGGGACCUUCUCCUCGAGUUCCUCGUCCCUGAAACAUCUGAGGAGCACUUUCAGAAAACCCUGCUGCAAAGUCUGUCCAAAAACGCAGAGAAACUACCACCAUAAAAGCCGUGGGAGAGAUACUCGCGCACACACACACACACACACACGUUUAAUCAACUGUGUCAGUGAAUAGCCCCCGAUGAAAGUCCAGCCUGGCGCAUCUGGAUAAAUUCCAUUAUUCAUGUGUCGCCACCUUCACCGCUGAAACUUUGGAUCCGAGGACAUCCGGGUCUGUCUCCGAUUUAGUCCAUGACGCCUGUGGGUCUCAAACAUCGGCCACACAUCCGGAGCAGCUUUGAUUACCCAGCACCUGUUUUCUGUUUGAUCAGAAUACCUCUCUGAUCUCAAAAAGCCCAACACACCAAACUUCCCAAAUCCACCCUUUUCCUGCUUCCUAAAACCUCCAGCUUUGUACCAAACUAAUUUCAGAUGGACUUCACACCAUCGUUAUCCCUCGUGGUCUUUCUGCAUCCUGUUGGAGCUAGAAGUUUACUAGAAUCGCUAGUGGUUUGGAGAAGUCCAAUUAGAUUUCUUCCCCCACUUUAGGCUUACUGUGUCGUGCUUUGCCCUUUCGGGAUGACUUGCCUUUGUGUUCUCUGUUAUAUGCCCCUAUUCCUUUUGAUACCCUUGGCUCUACACCGAGCAGCACAUGUGCUGUGUUGCAUUAAUACUGUACUCCCUUACUCCUGGGAUCCUCCUGAGGCCUGGCUCGUACUGAUAUGGUCCACUGAUACGUUUCUGUUAAAGUGGUCACUCGCACGUUUUGAACUUGUAUGAUGAAGGCCACUGCACUUUGAAGCUCUUGAUGGCCGCUUUUCCCACGGGCCUGAAAUGGUGGUUUUAAGUGAUAUACUAUACAAGUACAUCCAAUUUUCAGUGGUCUCUGCUAUUUUCUGAAUGUGCAAUCCUACAGGAGGGUGUGAUUUGGUUAAUGACCUAUAAUGUACGGCACAUUUCGAUGUAUAUCAUUGAUAAUUUCUUUGAAAGUAGCAGAGAGCCCUCUCUGGAAAUGUGAUGUGUUUUAAGAGCAUGUUGUUCCAGACAAUAUGUCUAAGCUAAAUCAAAAAAGGUACUUUUGAGAUAUUUAUAAUAAUGUUGUUAAUGUUGAAACAAUUAAUGUGAUUAUUAUUAUUUUUAAAUCUAGACAUACUCCAUAUUUCAGAGCACACUAUAAGGAGGAUAAUGACACCAAGAUGUCUGUACCACAUACUGUUCACAGAUCAUAGGGUCUUAUAGGGUCAAAGGGCCUCAAAAAAGCAUGUGAAACAUCCUUCCUCUCAAUUAAGUUUUUAUGUGAGAAUUGGCAGAACAAUCUGAGAUGACCCAAAUAUUUUUGGAUGUUGCUGGUGUGCAAUCGCCUAACUUAUGUCUGUGAAACUGGCACAAAGACUUCUCAACAUUGGCAUUCCGUGACACAAGAUGUUCACCGUGUUUGACAUUCCUCACUCUUACUGAUGCUUAUUAUUGCCUUUAUAUGUGUACAGUAGGUCUGACGCCAGGUGAAGCUCAUGCAGGCAGCAUAGUAGCGUACGUCUGAUGUCAGAGGUCCAAUGUGUCCUACACAAUCCGUUGCACUCUCAUCUUUGUCUUAAAAUAACAUAAUAUUGCAGUCAUUCUUUAUUUCUGUAUUCUUGUUAACGUGAUUGAUUUAUUUGAUUGUGUUUAACUUGCUUGUUCGAUUUGUAAUGUGAAAAUGUGUAUUGCUCAAAAAGAUUGACCAGGGAUACCAGUGGUACCGAAGAGAAUUAAUACCUGUAGGAAAUGCUUUUAAAUUGCCUUAAACAUGGCUGGAAGAGGUCUCGUCUGUCUUUACUAUGUAGUCUGUGGACAUGCCUUUUGUACAUCGUGUCACAAAGUAGUAGCAAACCCCAGUGACAAGGUGUGUUCUGAUGUGCUGAAUGUUGUGUACUGUGAUGUUUAUUCCCUCCUGAACACGUUCCUAGCUGUUACCUCUGUUCCUGUUGAAUCCUUUGUGAUGAACAUUAGGGGUAGCUUGCGUUUUGCAAGACAGUUGUCCUGUCCUCAAAUGUAUCACGUCACAUGAAAUGUUCAUGUUCAACACAAAACUAAUUUGACAAACUUGUGAGUGCCGUUUUCACAUGGAACACAUUGCAAAUCUGUCAGUUUGUUACGUGGCUUUUUUUGCUAGUUGUUUGAGUACUGAACAAAAACAAGUUUGUCAAAUUAUCUUAUGUACUCUGUAUGGUGCCAUUAUAGACACAAUCAUUUGUUUACCCCAUGAUAAAAACAAGUUAUCAGUGAUUAAUUAACUUACAGAAGUGGUAUUGUUAGGCAUUUAUUUGAUUUCUCGUCAGAAGGGUUCUGCACGCAAUGGCUGCUAGCUGCUAUUCCACUGAAGUCUCGCCAUUUCUCCCUAACUUCCCUUUUGUCAACACCUCAUGUCGUUCUCAAUCGUCUUUCCUCAAUUCCUCUUGUCCUAUCACCUUGCCUCCUUCUCAAAACACAUUGGAGGAGAAGGUCUGAGGGGAGGGAAUUGAGAAAAUACAAUUUAUCACUUAAUUACAUGUCUGAUUUGACAUUACAAUCCCAAUUCAGUUUACACCAGUGAAGGCUUUUUGAGUGUGGAAUUGUACAUAUUAAUGCUUUGAAUGUGACUCUAUGUAACUCUGUCAGUGUGUUAUAACUGGACUCCAUCACAAGGUUUUACAUUAGCUGGUGUUGAUCAUUUCCAAAACCAAUAAAAUGACCUAAAGUGUAUACCAUUUGUUGUUCAAUAUCAAACGAGGCAAAAAAAUAAAUAAAUUGAU